AUGUCUGCCGACACGGUGUCUACGCUGUUUCCCGGUCGACCGAUACGGCCCUUGCCGAAGAGACCGUUGCGGGAACGCCUCUCGGCCGAAGUCGCCAGCUCGAUCCAGUAUCCUCGAGUCCCGCAGACCGUUCACCCGCUCUUCUCAUACCCCUGCCCACCGGUAGAUGCUCAAGCGUCUCAGUUGUCCGGGCUCACCGGCGAGCCUGGCCAACAGUCACGAGCUGGAACCGGAGCAGAUGAUGCUUCGAUCAGGCGGGCAAACCGAGUGCCUCUCGACUCCACAAGCCGUCUCUCACGCCCCGUGGUCAAGACCGAGUUCAGCAGGCACGGAAUACCAUACCCUCCGAAUUCAGCGUCAUCUUCAGCCGAUGGAUACGACACCUUUGAGCACACCAACAACAAGAAAAAGCGCAAGAUUCCAUCAGCUGCCGAGAUGCUUUCGAAUGGAGCACAUCACAGCAGCGAGUCGCUUCCAAGCUCUGGUUCACUUGCUGUGCAGCCUUUGGACGCCCAUGACGAAGAACCGCCUGGGUGUACAACCUAUUAUGGACCUGGAUUCCGAGGAACGUACGGCAUGUGCAAUAUGUACAACGUGGCGGGGCCAGGUCGUGGCCGGUAUGGACGUCCGAGAAGCGGGCGGAGUCCGCUCCGGCCACUGCCGGAUACGAGUAACAGUUGGGUCGGGAGAGUCAAGGCACGUCCGGUGCAAUGGGGUGGCAAGCCACCAACCGAAAACACUGGCAUCAUUUCCAGUGCCAUUGCCAAUGCUGAGAAACUGCCCCCUCAUCAAGGCCGAGAAAACAUCAGUCUUCUGAACCAGCAACUGAAUACGAAACGGACUCCAGCAACCAGCCAGUUCACAUUCACUUGUGGUUCGGCAGUAACGGCUUGGCCCGGCCGAGUGAUGCCACAACAGUCUAUGAACAUUCGUCCACCUCUGGUGAACGGCGUCCGUGGCACCCAGGUGUCUCAAACCGCCUACGCUCCAUCAACCCUGCCCCAGCCUGCGCAUGUUUUACCAAAAGACACGGCUGCCAAGUCAGCAGGCAACACCCAUGCACGACCGGUUGCCAAUCCCAAGCCCGCUCGCCGCAACGCUGCCACCGAGUACCUGGCCGCUGCCAGAGCACGCCGUCAGGAAAAGCAAGAAGAGAACAGACGGCAUCCCCCCAAACCCGAGGAUAUUUGGAUCUGCCACUUCUGCGAGUAUGAGGACAUCUUUGGACAUCCGCCCGAGGCUCUCAUCCGUCAGUAUGAGAUCAAGGACCGCAAGCAGCGGCAGCUGGAGCAGCGACGUCGAGCUCAAUGGGAGAGGAUGAAGAAGGGCAAGCACAAGGGAAAGAAGAACAGCAAGCUUCACAACAAGAACAAUAAUGCUGUACAAGAGCCUGCGGCCGUUGACAGCCAAGGGGCAUCCGACAGUCAGGGCACGCAGAGCGAGGAGAACUAUAACGACGACGAAGAGUGCGAGGAUAAGGAGUGUGAGGGCGAAGAUGCUGGGUAUCCCGACUGUCCCGCCGAGGUGCCUGGCCGCCGUCAGCAGUUCCCGAUCCGGCCUGGCGGCAACCAUGACAUACCGGGCACAUAA
Molecule: messenger RNA, 1590 nt
Organism: Podospora anserina S mat+
Lineage: Eukaryota; Fungi; Ascomycota; Sordariomycetes; Sordariales; Podosporaceae
Exons: 2
Coding region: 1-1590 (529 amino acids)
Source: RefSeq, a predicted model, not a curated record